Messenger RNA from Scleropages formosus (Asian bonytongue), 2548 nucleotides. It is a transcript of the gene rab4b, whose product is annotated as RAB4B, member RAS oncogene family. The record is from RefSeq and is a predicted model, not a curated record. Bases 157 to 798 code for a protein of 213 amino acids. Gene Ontology annotation, biological process: Rab protein signal transduction. The transcript has 8 exons. Gene Ontology annotation, molecular function: GTP binding; GTPase activity. NCBI's taxonomy places the organism in Eukaryota, Metazoa, Chordata, Actinopteri, Osteoglossiformes, Osteoglossidae.
UGUAGGUAGGAAGAGUGUGACGACAGAUGUCCGGUCCAGAAGAGGACAUUGCUCAUUAGAUAAUCGUUUGAGAAGCAAAAUUUAAAUCUUUUUGCGGUUAAACCUUCGGUUUUAACACGAGGUCAUAUCUGUCUCAUUAGAUUCCGCAAGAAGGAGAUGUCGGAGACGUACGAUUUCCUCUUCAAGUUCCUGGUGAUUGGCAGCGCUGGGACAGGGAAGUCCUGUCUCCUCCACCAGUUCAUUGAGAGCAAAUUCAAACAGGACUCAAACCACACCAUAGGAGUAGAGUUUGGAUCACGGGUUGUGAAUGUUGGGGGAAAGACUGUCAAACUGCAGAUCUGGGACACAGCUGGGCAAGAGCGAUUCAGAUCAGUGACUCGCAGUUACUACCGGGGGGCAGCCGGAGCUCUACUAGUCUAUGACAUCACAAGCCGCGAGACAUACAACGCUCUGACCAAUUGGCUGACGGAUGCAAGGACAUUGGCAAGCCCCAAUAUUGUCAUCAUCCUCUGUGGGAACAAGAAGGACUUGGAUGCUGACCGGGAAGUGACCUUCCUGGAGGCUUCACGCUUUGCCCAGGAGAACGAGCUCAUGUUCCUGGAGACAAGCGCCCUGACAGGAGAGAAUGUGGAGGAGGCUUUCCUCAAGUGUGCUCGUACCAUCCUUAACAAGAUUGAGUCAGGCGAGUUGGACCCAGAGCGGAUGGGCUCUGGAAUCCAGUAUGGCGAUGCCUCCCUCAGGCAGCUGCGACAGUCUCAGGGGUCCACAACACAAAACAAGCAGCAGUGUACCUGCUAGGGCCCACCACCCUCUUGCUCCCAGAUUCUCAGGGUGCCCCUCUCAGAUCAACCUGGAUCUCUCAAACUGAGGACUGUCUGUGAUACCUAACCCAAGACUCUAUAGCACAUCUUCCCAGGAAGGGAAUGUAGGCCCAUGUGGAACACUGGGCUAGGUACCCUGUUCUUUGCAGGCCCAAGGAGGCCUGUCCCCUUACAUCACAUGAACCAGGGACCACAUCCCAGGGGAUGGCCUAGAGGGGUGCGACCACCUAGGACCACACAUAGCAAUUUCCUGUUCUCACAAGUCAAGGAUGGUAGAGUCACCACAGGUUAUAUUUCACUGCCCAUGUUCCUUAUUUAGAAACAACUCCUUAGGAUCCUGAAACACCAAGAUUUGUUGGUGGAGCACACAAAAAAUACCAUUCACAGUGGAACUUACUCGUGUUGUAGAUCAUUCAAAGAAUGAUAAAGUGUCCACCUGGAGCCUUUUCUCUCACAGCCUCCUAGUGGCAUAGCAUGAAGUGCCAGCCUAUAAGAACUGUAAUUGUGUUCCUCUUAUGGCCUCUACCUUGAUAAUCGUCAGAUUGUUUCAGGAACCUAAGCUGUAUUUGUGAGAUGCCUCUGAAAUUAAGAAAAAGAUUAAUAGUAGAAUUACUGUUAAAAGAAUGAAUAUAAUCCAGUUAAUAGUUAUUACUGAUUUAGGCAAACUUAGCCAUUGUUAUGAUCUUUUACGUAUUAUUUUUAGUUGUCCAAAUGGUUGGUUUUUUAAGGAAUAACAAUGUUGUGGCCUUUACCUUGCCCAUAUUGUUCUUUGAUAGCAUAAUUAAAAAAGAGAACCUGUUAGGUUUAUGAAGAUAUUACCAUAUCACAGACAAGUCUGCUGAAAGCACAAGGCAGAGGUUUUCACUGUCAAAAAAAAGAAAAAUUACCUUCUGACUGCAUAUACAUAGUUAUAUUGUGAAUAUCUGAAUUUGUUGUGUAUUGUUGCUGUUGCACUUUUUCCCCAGAAAGGACCCGUAUCAAUGUGAUUUUUAAUUUGCAGUUAUACUGUUGUCGGGGUUACGAGGGCUCUCCUAUCACAGUUAGGCUUCUUUUGUCUUUCUGGCCCUCACACUGGGUGCCUGCCUCAUAUUUCUGUCAGUCUGUUAGCAUGAAUGACUCCACCAGAGUAAGGUUAGCAUAUUUCAUGAACAAAAUUGUAGAAGACCUGCUUUGUUUCUACAAGUCAUUAAACCUUUUUCAUCGCAUAGCUUACAGUUUUUAGAUGCAACCCCAUUGGCCCUUAUGGUCCUCAUACUAUAUUGCAAACCUAGUGUAACUGUGUUGGUAUUUAUCUGCUGUGUGAUGUACUACUGUAAAUUUUACAGCCGCAGCCACAUCGCAAUAAACAGAAUGUAGGAAAGGCUAUAGUGAAUACAGUGGAGUCUUCUAGGUAUUGGCUGGUUUGGCUUUGCUUUGGCUAGUAUUUCCUGUUGAAUUUUUACUGUUGAUACUAUUGAUCAUUACAUCUGAAAAAGAUACAACAAAAAUAAGUACAUUAAAUGUACACUGGUCUGAUUAUAUACAAAAUCUUUUAUAUGCAGUAAAGAGGAGGGCAUAUUGGCAGAAGAGUACACUGGCUCCUCAACUUACGAACACUUUGGACUGGAGGUCUGUUGGCAGUUCAAAUAGUUUGCAAUUCCAGUUACUAUGUCACAAUCAAUAAAAACAGCUUAAUCCCAAAGUUUAUUAAUGUGUUAAGUUUAAAAAAAAAAAAAAAAAAAAAAAAA